This is a messenger RNA of Colias croceus (clouded yellow), 780 nucleotides long. RefSeq lists its product as uncharacterized. Bases 1 to 780 code for a protein of 259 amino acids. The record is from RefSeq and is a predicted model, not a curated record. The transcript has a single exon. Lineage: Eukaryota; Metazoa; Arthropoda; Insecta; Lepidoptera; Pieridae.
AUGGAACCGGUUAAAGAAGAAUUUGCAAGUUUAUCGUCAGUCUCCAUUACGUCCCGCAUCCCAGAUUUUUGGAAGAAAUCGCCGAAAAUAUGGUUUAUUCAAACGGAGGCAGUUUUAACGCCACAGAAAAUGUCAGAUGAAGCGAAAUACCAAAUAGUAAUUUCUAAAUUAACGCCAGAAGUCAUCGAGCAAGUCACGGACAUUUUAAUUAGCCCGCCGGAGACAGGAAAAUAUGAAAAGUUAAAAAGAAGAUUAUUACAAAUUUUUGAAGAAUCGGAAGAUCGACAAAUAAAAAAAUUAAUUGGCGAAAUGGAAUUGGGUGAUCAAAAACCGUCACAAUUAAUGAGGAAAAUGCAAGAUUUGGCGCGUGGACGAGUAACAACAGAAACACUUCUAGUUUUAUGGCAAAAUUUAUUACCGCCGGCAAUAAGAGCUGUGUUAGCCGUAUCCGAGAGUAAAAGUGAAGAUAUUUUGGCAUCAAUAGCAGAUAAAGUUAUGGAGAGCAUGACACCCUUAAACUCGGUAUCAGCAGUUCAACAGUCCAGUUUAAGCAACAGUCCAGAAAAUAUUUUGAUUGGUGAGAUAGAAAAAUUAAAUAAUCGACUGAGAAGAUUGGAAACAAGAAAUAAUACAUCAAAUUUUAGAACGAGGUCACGAUCCAGGUCAAGAGGUAGAUUACAACGUAAUCAAAGGCAUAAUCCCAAUUGGCUUUGUAAAUACCAUUACAAAUAUAAAAACAAAGCGAUGAAAUGUGUGAAACCGUGCAACUGGAAAACCUAG